Messenger RNA from Suillus bovinus, 1731 nucleotides. RefSeq lists its product as uncharacterized. The record is from RefSeq and is a predicted model, not a curated record. NCBI's taxonomy places the organism in Eukaryota, Fungi, Basidiomycota, Agaricomycetes, Boletales, Suillaceae. Bases 1 to 1731 code for a protein of 576 amino acids. The transcript is spliced from 9 exons.
AUGACUUUACCUUGGCAGGAUCAAGGAGCGCGUGGUGCCAAGAAAAAAGCUAUCGAAAAUGCAGUUUGGAAGCAAGAUAAACCAAGACGCAAGAAUGCAACAGCAACAUCAGCCCAAGACCGUCCUGCCCCAAAAAAGAGAACUGACGCGUCACCAGCACCUACUCCAAGUCGGAAGUCCAGCUCCACUGGCAAGUCAAACAGGACUAAGGCAUCAAGAAAGCCGUCAACACUGAGUCUGUUGAUACACUUGAAACUAAUUUAUGGUACUUACAUGGAAAAACGUUGGGCACUGGCAGAGCGUCCGCGCGACAUGAGCGACUCAGAUGAUGGUAUCUUGCAGGCUCCACUGAUGGUUGAUAAGCAACUUGAAGCGCAGCUGCCUUACUAUCGACGACCAGCGAAACUCUGCCGAACUUACGCUAUGCAAGAUGUGGCAUUGCUUGAAGAUGAAGAUGAGCAGAGUACUGACUCUGAUACGAGUCGGCCCAGGGACAAACCGAGUCGGGACAGCUUACUAAUUGAUUCAGACGGUAACGACUCGGAGAGCAGCGCCACUGACGGUGAGGAUGAAGAUUCGGCUGCGUUGAGGCUUUUCGAUGAGGUCGUGUCGGUCGUCACCAACAAGCAGCAGGUAGCAUCGAAAUCCGAGUCACGUGGCACCCCAAGUCCAAAAGCCGAGUUCAAGGCCCGAGAUCACAAACAAGCAGCAGAGACUCCUACCUGGGCCAAUAUGGAUGUCGAAGAUGCAGUUUCGGAGUCCAUUGAAGAUCGCUCAACUGGUGGCGACUCAGAAUUCCAAUCCAACAACGAAGGCACUGCACCGACUCGGAAACUUACCUCUGACGCGAAGACUCGGAGUAUCGCCUCGCUCAUUCGAACAGAAAGUGGAAAGGUGAAAUUACUUGAUCAGAACCUAGAGACUCGCAAAGUCCUUCAGUCCGCAAUCAUGGAAGUCAAGUGCCACCUUUUUUUCACCCACGGCUAUCCUGAACUGGUUGACAAGAACCAAGUCGCGCUGCAAGCAUUGAUAGUUGUCGCCGAAAAACGUGGUGUGCACCCAAUCAAAGAACGUCUUCAAUCGGACGAACGGUAUGCGUCACAACUCGGUAGCUUGGUGGAUGCUCGUGUUCCAAUAUUGCGUCGUGAGCUGAAGGAAGACGCAUGUGCACAUGCCGAUGGUUACUUUCGCCUUGGACACACCGACACUGGGAAAGCUGCAGCGAGAAGGCUAUUGGAUAAGCUUGCAUAUAUAUAUGCCUUGAAGUUUGAUAUCAAUAACGAGGCUUCGCCCAUUGGAAAGAAGCCCUACCAGGGUGAACUCUUAAUUUUCUUAAUAUAUCGGCAGCUCUUUCAUAGCUCGAGGUCCAUUGCCAUCAAGUUUGUGGAACACUUCGUUGAAAUCGCCAACAACAAAGGCCAGCGCCCCGAAGUCCCUAUCCCUUUGCUGGCAUUGGUUGCCACUGCGGUGUACGCAGCCCUUCUGUGGAAGUCGCAAGGUUCACCAUCGAAAUUCAACUUUACAGGAAAUUUAUUCAGCGAGACAUACAACUACCAUGUCAGGUUCCUGGAAAAACUGAAGAAGGACGCACCUGCAAAAUUCCACUGUAUGAUGGCCGACAUCUAUGAGGCUGCACAGAAGUUGCGAUACAGCGGCACCGCUGCCAGUGGCCAUGCUGCUGAGCUCGAAGCAUUCGAGUUACUUGACCUCGACAAUAUGGAAGAAGACUGA